Nilaparvata lugens (brown planthopper) is the source of this 809-nucleotide messenger RNA. Its product is annotated as eclosion hormone. Bases 211 to 444 code for a protein of 77 amino acids. The transcript has 2 exons. Gene Ontology annotation, molecular function: ecdysis-triggering hormone activity. NCBI's taxonomy places the organism in Eukaryota, Metazoa, Arthropoda, Insecta, Hemiptera, Delphacidae. The record is from RefSeq and is a predicted model, not a curated record. Gene Ontology annotation, biological process: ecdysis, chitin-based cuticle; neuropeptide signaling pathway.
AUAAAUUAGAGAUUAUGGAGUCAUAUUUAACUAGUCAAUGCAGCCUAUCCUGGAGAGUCUCCGACAGACUCCAAGAUCAGAUCCACAUUCAUAUAGCAACAAUAAUUCUUGUGCUGGUCAGUCAAGUGUGUUUUGCUGAGCAUACAGCUUGCACGAAGCUUUAGAGGCGGCUCUCGCUCUUCCUGGCUGUUAACUUUUCCUGGUGUGAAAAUGGCGUCAAAGUUGUUGUUGGCUGGUCUGCUGUUACUGGUUGUUGCGUUAGCUGUUGUUGAGGGCAACAACAUCGGUGUGUGCAUCCGAAACUGCGCGCAAUGCAAGAAAAUGUUCGGCGCUUACUUCGAGGGUCAGCUGUGCGCGGAUGCCUGCGUCAAGUUCAAGGGAAAACUUCUGCCGGACUGUGAAGACGUCGCCUCAAUUGCGCCUUUCCUCAAUAAACUCGAGUGAAAAGAAACGGCAUCACCUCCAACCUUUUUAGGCUAUUUUACCUGAGAGCGUAACUCUAUUCUAAACGCUUAUUAUCCUAUUUAAAAGUCUGAGUAGUUUAAGUUAUUGUUCAUCAUUUUUUUCAAGUUUUUAACGAUUCCACAAUGAUUUUUGCAUAAUUAAUCAUCUAUCUCUAUCAUCAUUCUUCCAAUUACCAUUACAUAGAGAAAGUACACAUAAGCUUGUAUGCGAACGUAAGCUUCUAUACUAUUACAAAAGUCUUAAUAAUUGAUAAUUAUGGGAGCAUCAUCAUCUACAAUUCACCACUCUCAAUUAUUACCAUUAGUCUACGCUUUAAGUUAUUAAUAAAUUGAAGUGAGAUGUGA